AUGAUGUCCACAAAUGGAGAACAUCACACGGCCCUACCGGAUGAAGUAGCGGCACUGUUCGAACUCGGUCCGGAUGGUGCAAACAGCGUAGUCAGUUCGCUCAAGACGCUACUUGAUAAGUUCACAAAUACUUCCCACACCGAACCGGCAGAGGAAGGACUACAGCUGCUUGGUACAGCCGUGGGAAAGCAAAAGAACUGGCAGGACCCUUUCCGAGAAGCAGGUGUUCUUGACUAUGUGCUACGCAACCUGGGCGAUGUGAGCAUACCGCUUGCGUUGCGCAAACAAUAUCUGCGCAUAAUUGGGAAUUGCGUCGCUGAUAACGACACAAAUCGAGAAGUUGCCACUAAAGACAUAUCAAAUAUUGUCGAUUGUCUACCGUCGGACGACCUGACACCGAUCGCUCUCGCGGUCCUUUUUAACCUCUGCAAUGAUUUUGACCCCGCUAAGGCUGCAGCUGCGGUCAUCAGAUUGGAUUUCACUCUUUCUGGGUACCUUGCUGGACACCGCAUACCGGACGCCGCACUUGACUACGCAACCGAACUUCUCACAUGGACCACUGAAAAGCUCACAGCAGCCCAGUUCAACGACGAUGUAUCACUCGACACUUUCACCGAUCUUCUGAAGGUGGCCCUGGAUUACGACGAAGAUCACUAUCAGGAAUAUGUCGCUAUCCUGGUCCAUUAUCUACAAGACCCUGAGUUCCAGGCCAAGGUCGCGACCCCGGAGCUACUCGGUGACCUCAUAACUCUGAUGCUGGACUUUGAGUCCCGUAUCACACCGGAAGAGUCCGAUGCCGUGUUCGAAGAGCUGGCCAUUUCCAAGAGCACAGAGAAGACAGCAUCGGAUAGUACGAAUGUACUCUUGGCAGCACAAUUGAUUGGAACGGUCUCAGCAGUUUCAGCCACCGAUCCAUUCGCACAACGAUUUAGUAUCAGGAGCCAAGUCAUUGAGACCGUCAGGGCCAAAUUAUGUGCCUCAGCUUCACCAUCUACAAUUUGUGCCUGCGUCAUGCUCGGCAACCUUGCCAUGUCAGACGAAAUCUGCACUGACAUGGUCAAGAUUAUGGAGCUUCAUCUUCCUUUGGCCAGCAUCUUAUCCUCAAGCAACAAACCCGCGCUCCUGUAUGCUGCCGCAGGCUUCAUGCGCCAUCUCACAUUCCCUGAAACGAACCGGGCACCACUGGCAGAUGCUGGCCUUCUCCAGAACUGUACCGCAUUACUCAAGCAAACAGAUGCUGCUGUCCGCGGCGAAGCAGCAGCAAUUAUUGGCAAGCUCGUCACAGACAACUUGCACAACGUUAUCAAGGUAGUCUGCGAGAAGGUUGGGGAAACAGUCAUCCCGGAUGCGCAUCCCGUCGUAGGUCUGGAAGCUUCCUCUGAAACAACAGUCCUUCACCAGAUUGUCGAGCAGGCACUCGCGCCCACAGGGCCGUUGCCUAGCACUGCAAUGAAAAACCCUACAAUCGAGCUCAGCCGGUCGAUUGUGACGAUCCUUCGAUUCCUGGGAAGAACGAUACCAGAAGACAAUGUCGAUGCAAUUAGGGAACAGAUGUACAAGGUUCCACUGAUUGCUCGACCGUUGGCCAGACUCGUGCGCCAACGCUUCUAUGCCGAUGCAAGAUCAGAAGGUCUGCUGGGUCUAGGGCUGAUGGCGCAAACGCCCCGCGGUGCGAAGUUGGUGAUUGAAGAAGUCAAAGAAGAUAAUGGGUUGCUCGAGGCUAUCAAGGAGUUUGCUGAGGGCAAGGAAGGAGGAGCCGAACAUCAGACUAGCUCAGCUUCGGGACGAGAUUAUCAGAAUGCGGUUGUUCUACUGCAAGCACUGCAGAACAACUGGGAUACAGAGGCCGAUCCAUCGCUCAAGGACCAGGUCCAAACAUUGCAGGAAGCGCUCGGCAGAAUGAUGGUCCAGUGA
Molecule: messenger RNA, 1914 nt
Organism: Ascochyta rabiei
Lineage: Eukaryota; Fungi; Ascomycota; Dothideomycetes; Pleosporales; Didymellaceae
Exons: 5
Coding region: 1-1914 (637 amino acids)
Biological process (GO): positive regulation of GTPase activity
Cellular component (GO): cytosol
Molecular function (GO): guanyl-nucleotide exchange factor activity
Source: RefSeq, a predicted model, not a curated record